This is a messenger RNA of Syzygium oleosum, 741 nucleotides long. Its product is annotated as BAHD acyltransferase BIA1-like. NCBI's taxonomy places the organism in Eukaryota, Viridiplantae, Streptophyta, Magnoliopsida, Myrtales, Myrtaceae. The coding region runs from base 1 to 741 and encodes 246 amino acids. The record is from RefSeq and is a predicted model, not a curated record. The transcript has a single exon.
AUGCUCAAGAUCUGGCCGGCGCUGCUGAAAUUCAGCACCUGCGUGACCAAGCGCUUCGUCUUCGAUGCCACCGCCAUUGCGGCAAUCAAGUCUGCGGCGGCUCACCCGUCGCUGGUGGCGCACCCGACCUGGAUCGAGGCAAUCUCAGCCUUCAUAUGGGGGCGCUGCAUUGCCGCCACCGAGGCCCGCCGGGACGGCGCGCGGCGGCCGUCCGUGCUCUCCCACAUGAUAAACCUCCGGAGCAAGAACAAGAGCUCGGCGGCGCUGCCGGAGCACAUGAUCGGGAACCUGAUCUGGAUCGCGACGGCGAGAUCCGACCCCGAAUCAGAGAGGAAUCUCCAGUCCCUCACGAGCGCGCUCCGAGAGUCGCUCCUGAAGCUGAACGUCAAGUUCUUCGCGGGACUGGCCGGCGAGGAGGCGACGUCUCGGGUCUACAAGUGCUUGGAGGAGAUGAGCGAGGUGUACGGGGACGAGGAGGCGGACUACUUCGGGUUCAGCAGCCUGUUCAACGUCGGGGUCUACGAGGCCGAUUUCGGGUGGGGCAAGCCGGUGUGGGUCAGCCCGGGCUGGAUCAACCUGCCGGUCUAUCAGAACCUGGUGUUCCUGAUCGAGACGCGGAGAGGGGACGGGAUCGAGGCGUGGGUCACCCUGGGCGAGGAGGACAUGGCGGCGCUCCAGCGCGACGGCGAGCUCCUCUCGUACGCUUCCGUCGAGCCGAGCCCUCUCGAGCCCCGCAGAUGA